CUGCUGCUAUAGUAACUAAUCCAAUUUUAAUAUCCGUCCACAGCCUUUGCACACGAGGGCGUGCGGGCUUGGGGCAGCGGCACCAGCCCGAAAAGCACAGAUUCCCCGACUGGCAGGCAGCCCAAAUUUCUAAGCCCACAACCACGAAAUACCUGUAGCUGCCGCCGGGCGCUGGACAGAAGUUAAGGCGCCCAGGCGCCCAGGAGGCACCCGCGGGCGGAAGGACCCGCGCAGCGAAAGGAGAAGGAAGAGGUUCGCCGCGCGGAAUCCGGGUGCGCGUAAAUACGCGCGGCGGCUCCGGACGUGCAGGCUCGGAAGUUCGCGGUCCCGCGCCUCCCGCACGCCCGUCUGUAACGAGGAGGGAGGCGGAACCGCAGGUGUGCGCCGCGGCUGGGGCGUGCGGGGCGCGCGGGCACGUGGUGCGGGGCCGCGCGGCCGCGGAGGCGAGAGAGGCCGAGGCCCCACGGCGAGCGGCGGCGCCCGACAGGCGACCCGGGCGGAUCCGGGCUUCUCUGCGUGCCUGGUGCUGUUGUUAAUCAUCCUGCAAGAAUCCGUUUAAUUCUCGACAACCUAUGAAAUAAGGCUGUUAUUGACAAGAGUGAACACUGAAGCGCAGAGAAGACUGUUUCAAGCAGCUCAAUGGCCUCCCCAAAGAAGAAACUUCAAGGUCUUGUUGCUGCAACCAUCACACCGAUGACUGAGCAUGGAGAAAUCAACUUUUCAGUCAUUGGUCGGUAUGUGGACUAUCUUGUGGAAGAACAGGGAGUGAAGAAUAUUUUUGUGAAUGGCACAACGGGAGAAGGCCUGUCCCUGAGCGUCUCAGAGCGACGCCAGGUCGCAGAGGAAUGGAUAACGAAAGGGCGGAACAAAUUGGAUCAGGUAGUAAUUCACGUAGGAGCAUUGAGCUUGAAGGAGUCACAAGAACUGGCCCGCCAUGCAGCAGAAAUAGGAGCCGAUGGCAUCGCUGUCAUCGCACCUUUCUUUCUCAAGCCAUGGAACAAAGAUGUCUUGAUUAAUUUCCUAAAGGAGGUGGCUGCUGCCGCCCCGGCAUUGCCAUUUUAUUACUAUCACAUUCCCGCCUUGACAGGGGUGAAGAUUCGUGCAGAGGAAUUGUUGGAUGGGAUUCAGGAGAAGAUCCCCACCUUCCAAGGGCUGAAGUUCAGUGACACAGAUCUCUUAGACUUCGGGCAGUGUGUGGAUCAGAAUCGCGAGCAGCAGUUUGCUUUCCUUUUUGGGGUGGAUGAGCAACUACUGAGUGCCCUGGUGAUGGGAGCUACUGGAGCGGUGGGCAGUACCUAUAACUACCUGGGAAAAAAGACAAACCAGAUGUUGGAGGCUUUUGAACAAAAGGACUUCUCUUCAGCCCUGAACCAUCAGUUUUGUAUUCAGAGAUUUAUCAACUUUGUGCUCAAACUUGGUUUCGGAGUGUCACAGACAAAAGCCAUCAUGACUCUGGUCUCUGGGAUUCCAAUGGGCCCACCCCGGCCUCCCCUGCAGAGAGCUUCCAGGGCGUUUAUCAAUGAAGCCAAAGCUAGGCUGGAGAGCCUGGAUUUCCUUUCUUCCCCGGAUUUAAAGGAUGGAAACCUGGAAUCCUGUAUCUAGUGCCUUUCUAUCAAAUCAGAAUAUGUACCUUGAACUCUGCAUUCAUUUCUCAAGGACUUUUUAAAUGAACUUGAACUAAACACUUUUCUAGCAAAUAAAAAUCUCACCUCAAUCAACAA
Hyaena hyaena (striped hyena) is the source of this 1721-nucleotide messenger RNA. RefSeq names its product N-acetylneuraminate pyruvate lyase (gene NPL). The transcript is spliced from 13 exons. Lineage: Eukaryota; Metazoa; Chordata; Mammalia; Carnivora; Hyaenidae. Gene Ontology annotation, biological process: carbohydrate metabolic process; N-acetylneuraminate catabolic process. The record is from RefSeq and is a predicted model, not a curated record. Gene Ontology annotation, molecular function: 4-hydroxy-tetrahydrodipicolinate synthase activity; N-acetylneuraminate lyase activity. Bases 640 to 1602 code for a protein of 320 amino acids.